Nerophis ophidion (straightnose pipefish) is the source of this 6947-nucleotide messenger RNA. RefSeq names its product purinergic receptor P2Y1 (gene p2ry1). The coding region runs from base 2991 to 4052 and encodes 353 amino acids. Gene Ontology annotation, biological process: phospholipase C-activating G protein-coupled receptor signaling pathway; relaxation of muscle; platelet activation. Gene Ontology annotation, molecular function: G protein-coupled ADP receptor activity; G protein-coupled ATP receptor activity; ATP binding. The record is from RefSeq and is a predicted model, not a curated record. Gene Ontology annotation, cellular component: plasma membrane. The transcript is spliced from 3 exons. Lineage: Eukaryota; Metazoa; Chordata; Actinopteri; Syngnathiformes; Syngnathidae.
AUAAGUGUUAUAAUGAAGGCGAAAUAUGAUGUAUUUUUAUUAGCUUAUUGUCAAAAUGACUUUGUUGCAGGCUGACGCAAAUCUUUGCUGACAGAAAUGCUGAAAUAAGAUAUGUAUUCCAUACAUUUUUACAAUAUUGGGAAAACAUUAGUAAAACUUAUAAGAAGGUGCGAUAACUCCCGGAAAUUACUAUCUAAGAAUGACUAAAGGUGUAAAUGUGUGUGUCUAAGUCAAAGGAAAUAUCUUCUUCUCAUGGAUUUAUUACAAUCUUGGCAAGCUGGGUAACGUUUGCUGUGGUCUGGAACAACAUGGCACACAACUAUCAGACAUGCAGCCAAUAUUACAUACAGAUAAUGUGUCAUGAGACAUGGAAAAAAAACUAAAUACACCGAGGACAGUGUCAAGGAAAUUAAAUAUAGCUACAAACGAGGCAUAAUGAUGCAAUAUGUACAUACAGCUAGCCUUAAUAGCAUGUUAGCAUGAAUUGAUCAACGUGGACCCCGACUUAAAAAAGUUGAAAAACUUAUUGGGGUGUUACCAUUUAGUGGUCAAUUGUACGGAAUAUGUACUGUACUGUGCUAUCUACUAAUAAAGUUUAGAUCAAUCAAAAAAUUAGCAUAGAUUAGCCUGCAGUCGUGCAGUGACCAAAUAUGCCUGAUUAGUACUCCAACAAGUCGAUAACAUCAACAAAGCUCACCUUUGUGCAUUCACGCAUAGCAUAAAACGUUUGGUGGACAAAACGAGACGAGGAAGGAGUGGCAUGAAACACAUCUUUCUGUGGCAGCGUCAGAGAAAGUUGUUCAUGUGAUCAAACUGUUGAGUCUCAGUGCACACAACGGUGAGUUCAAGGGCCGGUGAAAUGAGUAGGACAAAACGACGCUCGUCAGUGAAGCAUGAAGACAAACAUAUUCAAUAGUGGACUUUAUAACAAUUAGGAAGGUUUGUGUUGUGUUUGUUCUCCUACACAAACAAUAUUACAACAAAAAAAACUAAACAUUUUUCACCCCAUUUUUUUUCCAUUUUCAUACAUUUUCGCAAAAGCCCCAAUGAGCCCCCAGGAGCUGCUCUAGAGCCACCAGGGGCUGCUCUGGAGCCACCAGGGGCUGCUCUGGAGCCACCAGGGGGCGCGCCAGAGCAGCAGGUUGCUGACCCCCACCUUAGUAUGACACAGACACAUCAAACUACAACCAUGCGGGUCAACCCUUGCUGGGGGCCACAACCACUAGGAGGGCCACGUGAUCGUUGUCUGGCCUUUUAUAAAGAUUUGAAGAUAUUUUUUCCGUCAUUUAAACCCAUCAGAUAUGAAUUCAUUGCGGUCAUUAAUGUUCAAAGAAAAUCAAUUUUGUCGUCAAAGUUCAAUAAUAAAAUAGAAUCAAAUUAGGAAUGUUUAAUUAAACUCCCUUGCAAAAAUGCAAAUAAAGAUCAUUUGUGUCGGUAGCAGCAUGGAAGGCUUCACUAGCUGCCUCAACACAGACGUCAUAACAACAUCAAAGCUCCACUUUAAUGUAUUCACAUGCAGGACUGGCAGGCUUAGGUGAUGAAAGAAAGGUAAACAAUGCAGGACUAUUUGUGGCAGCAUCAAACCCACUUAGGUUUAGAGUGACAUCAUUCUGGUGCGUUCAAGGAACCCAGGUUCAAAUUCAAAACGAUGGCGUAACUGUUUUGAAAGAUGAGGAAGGCACCAAUCAUAAAAAUCAUGCAAUAUUUAUCAUUCACUAAUCAGCUCCAGUAUCUGUAAUUGUGCCCCAUCUUUGACUACAAGCGUGAGUGAAGAUUGUACUUCUGACCCCAUAAGACCUUCUACAUUUCAACCAGAAGGAGAUGAUACACUAUUACACAGGUGGGUACCCAGUGGUUGUUUGAGCACAUUGCAGCUAGUCCUGCAUAUUCACACUCCUUAAUGCUUGAUUGUCAAAUAUGUGAAUGGAGAGGGGAUGUGAGGUUCAUAUUUUGUUAAUAUUCAGUGUUUUAUCCUUCAUAGUUGAUAUUGUGUGGCUUCAUAGCUUAUCAAAGUCCUACUAAAACAUUUUGAUAGAUUUUUGAGCGCCGUGUGUAAUCCAACAUUUUGGUGUUGUUUACUUGAGUCAUAUUUCAGUCUACACACAUCUCUUACGUGUGACUGCCAUCUACUGGUCACACUUAUUUCUCCAUGGACCAAGUAUGUGAAUUCAACAUGUUUUUACUUCAACAUUUCUCCACCGACUUAAAAAAAAAAAAAAACUCCAACACAAUUUCAACUCAUUUAGACCAUUCAAGUUUUUAUUUUACUAUUUUGAAAAAAAUUCCUGCUUUUCCUGAGAUUCCCAAAUGUUUUCUGCAAAGUGCCACAAAGCCCACAUUUUUCUUCUGAUUAAACUUUAAAAUAUUCAGCCUGUUUGGAAAAUGUGUGCUGCUCCACUUCAACAAUUCUAAGAGAACAUUGCAGGAUUUCAGUUGAACCUCAGCAUUGGGGCGUGCAUCCAGGUGGAUGUGGUUCAACACAUCAAAUGAAAGACGGCUCAGCGUAAAAAGUCUGUUGAUGUUUCAUCAUACUGCUGCUUUAAAGCAGAAGUUUCCCUGAUUCUGAACAAUGGACUCUUUGACGACACACUGAGAUCUAUUCAGAUGAAUAUUUGACUCCGUGUUAGGUUGUGGUUCUUUCUUGGUGUUUCUUCCACUAUUCUGUCUACAGGUGACACCCAUUCACCGCCUCGAGUGCCAAUCAACCACUUCCUGUUCCAGCUGCUCCUCAUUUCACCUGUUAACCAGCCAGCCAAUCCUGGUCCACCAUUCAUCCUCCCAUCCUGCUUAAAACCACCUGCUCACCACCUGCUCAGUGUGCAGCCUCAGCCUCGUCAUGGAGGAGGAGACUGGGGGUCAGCCGUCAGUGGCUCUCCAGCUGCCUGUCUCAAGACUUGGACUUGGGCAUGGAUUGUUUUUCCGAUGCAAAAGAAAAUUGGCACGAGCGAGACGUGAAUUAAAAGGCGGAGCCUGCGGCCGUGACGGACACCAUGACCUCCGACCUCAACCUGACCUCCCUGCUGAACGUGAGCGAGCUGCACAACCACUCCCGGGGAUGCUCCCUUACCAAGACGGGCUUCCAGUUCUACUACCUGCCCACGGUCUACAUCCUGGUCUUCAUCACGGGCCUGGUGGGCAACAGCCUGGCCAUCUGGAUGUUCCUGUGCCACAUGCGGCCGUGGAGCGGCAUCUCGGUCUACAUGUUCAACCUGGCGCUGGCCGACUUCUGCUACGUGCUCUCCCUGCCCUUCCUGGUCUUCUACUACUUCAACAAGACGGACUGGGUGUUCGGCGACGUGCCGUGCCGGCUGCAGCGCUUCAUCUUCCACGUCAACCUCUACGGGAGCAUCCUGUUCCUCACCUGCAUCAGCGUGCACCGCUACAGCGGGGUGGUGCACCCGCUCAAGUCCCUGGGCCGGCUGAAGAAGAAGAACGCGGUGGUCACCAGCGCGCUGGUGUGGGCGCUGGUGGUCCUGGCCAUCUCGCCCAUACUCUACUACUCGCGGACCGGCUUGAAGCGCAACGCCACCAUUUGCUACGACACCACCACGGAGGACGAGCUGCCCGGCUACUUCAUCUACAGCAUGACGCUGACCGUCUUCGGCUUCUGCGUGCCCUUCAUCAUCAUCUUCUGCUGCUACGGCAUGAUCGUCAAGGCCCUCGUCUGCAACGACAUGAACAACGCGCCCCUGCGCCAGAAGUCCAUCCACCUGGUCAUCAUCGUCCUGGCCGUCUUCGCCGUCUCCUACCUGCCCUUCCACGUCAUGAAGAACCUCAACAUGCGGGCCAGACUCUACUUCCAGAGCCCGGCCAUGUGCGACUUCAACAACCGGGUCUACGCCACCUACCAGGUCACCCGGGGACUGGCCAGCCUGAACAGCUGCGUGGACCCCGUCCUCUACUUCCUGGCCGGCGACACCUUCAGGAGGAAGUUGUCGCGGGCCGCCAAGAAGCCCUCCCGGAAGGGGGACCAGGCGCCGCAGUCCAAGAGCGAGGAGACGGCGCUCAACAGCCUGGCGGAGCACGUGGAGAACGGCGAGCGGCGGAUGUGAGACUGCGCCCGAGUCAGCUUUUUACCCUCCGGAUCAGGGGUGUCAAACGUGGGUCAGGUUUUACCCGGCCCGUGGGAGGGGUUUGCUAAGUUUAGAGUGUCCGCCCUGAGAUGGGCAGGUCGUGAGUUCCAAGACUAUAAAAAUGGGAGCCAUUACCUCCCUGCUUGACACUCAGCAUCAAGGCUUGGAAUUGGGGGUCAAAUCCCCCAAAAUGAUUACCGGGCGUGGCCACCGCUGCUGCUCACUGCUCCCCUCAGCUCCCAGGGGGCGAGGGUGAUGGGUCAAAAGCAGAGGGUAAUCUCACCAUGAUUUGACCCCAACUUAAACAAGUUGAAAAACCAUUUAGUGGUCAGUUGUAGGGAAUAUGUACUGUACUGUACUAUCUACUACGGCAUGGCAUAGUGGGUAGAGCAGCCGUGCCAGAAACCUGAGGGUUGCAGGUUCGCUUCCCACCUAUUGACAUCCAAAUCGCUGCCGUCGUGUCCUUGGGCAGGACACUUCACCCUUUGCCCCCGGUGCCGCUCACACUGGUGAAUGAAUGGUGAGUGAAUGAUAGGUGGUGGUCGGAGGGGCCGUAGGCGCAAACUGGCAGCCACACUUCCGUCAGUUUACCCCAGGGCAGCUGUGGCUACAGAUGUAGCUUACCACCACCAGGUGUGAAUGAAUGAUGGGUUCCCACUUCUCUGUGAGCGCUUUGAGUAUCUAACAAUAGAAAAGCGCGAUAUAAAUCUAAUCCAUUAUUAUUCAUUAUUAUUAUUAAAGUAAAAAUCAAAGAAAACACACCUAGUGUGUGUGAGACUAUCAGUGGUACUUUAACUUUGACUUUAUAAAAAUGACCAAGGAAUUUUGGAAGGAAAUGAACUGUUGUUCUGAAUGUGUCCACUAGAUGUCGCAAUAGCAAUUCUUUAGAGUUCCAAUGGUUGUCACACACACACACGUCAGGACUUGGACUAUGACUUGGAUUGUUUCUCCAACGCAAAGGGAAAUUGGCACGAGCGAGACGUGAAUGUGAGUACAUAUUUAUUUAUUACUAACACUAACAAACUACAACAAAAGGCAAACAAAUGGCGCGCACAAUGGCGGAGAACAAACUUGACUACUGAAAACACAACUAAACAACUGUGACAUAACUUAACCAAAAACUUACUUGACGUGAACAGGAUGGAAUAAACAGCAUGGCUAGGCAUGAAUCGGGUUGAGGGAUAUGUAAAGUUGCCAGGCUGACUUCCUGGCAACUUCCGGUUUAAAGAAUAGCUAUGAUGAUUGAAAACAGGUGCAUGACAUGGGGAUAGGGGCGUGACAUGAGGGCAAGGUGAAAAUCAAUGAGUUGGCAUGGUAACAAAGAAAACAAGGAAGUGCAGGUACAGGAAACGAGUGUCCAAAAAAUAAAACAAAACCUGAUCCCGUGGGCGUGACAACACACACACACUAGGUGUGGUGGAAUGUGUCCUCUGCAUUUGACCCAUUCCCUUGUUCACCCCCUGGGAGAUGAGGGGAGCAGUGAGCAGCAGUGUGCUCCGCGCUCAGGAAAUAAUUUUGGUGAUUUUACCCCCAAUUCCAACCCUUGACGCCGAAGUACCAAUGGGUCCCAUUUUGGUGUGACUCGGCCGGGGUUUGAACUCACAACCCCCCGGUCUCAGGGCGGACACUCUGACCACGAGGCCACUGAGCAGGUGCAUAUGUACAAAAUAAAGCACAUGAUGUCAGUUGAGGAAAAUGAUCAAACUACAUAAAUAACAUACUGUAAUUCAUACUUGCCAACCCUCACAAUUUUUCCGGGAGACUCCCAAAUUUCAGUGCCCCUCCCGAAAAUCACCCGGGGCAACCAUUUCCCCCAAUUUCUCCCGAUUUCCACCUGGACAACAAUAUUGAGGGCGUGCCAUGAUGGCACUACCUUCAGCAUCCUCUACAACCUGUCCUCACGUCCGCUUUCCCUCCAUGUGGGCCCACUCACAUGUUGCAUGCAGCUUCUGCAGACACACCCUAGUGAAUGCAACGCAUACUUGGUCAACAGUCAUACAUGUCACACUGAGGGUGGCCCUAUAAACAACUUCAUUACAAAUAUGCGCCACACUGUGAAGCCACACCAAACAAGAAUGACAAACAUCCACACCGUAACACAACAUAAACGCAACACAACAGAUACCCAGAAUCCCUUGUAGCACUAACUCUUCCGGGACGCUACAAUAUACACCCCUGCUACCGCCAAACCCCGCCAACCUUAACCCCGCCCCCAACACCUCAACCCCGCCCCCAUCUCCCAAAUUCAGUGGUCUCAAGGUUGGCAAGUAUGCUGUAAUUUGAUUUUGAUAUUAUUAUGUUUUGUCUUGAUAGACUGAAAAUGAACAGCAAUGAGUUGACUGAUGAACAUUAUCACAUCAUUUCAUCAGAAAGUAUAAAUAAGGACAAAUAAAGAUAGAAUACUAUUAACUGCAACAUGUAAGUGUUAAAAAAACAAACAACAACAUUAUGAUUUGUACAUUUUCACAAAGUGCUUCUAUUUUUAAACACAAUCUGAAGACAACUUCAGAUUGUGUUUAAAAAUAGAUAACUUAUUUUGAAGUUAUGGUGCCGUGAUUUUACCAGUCUGGCCCACUUGGGAGUAGAUCCCCCCCCCCCCCAUUCUAUAAAGAGUUUGACACCCCUGCCGGGGAAACAAGAGUGUUGGAUAAUGGCAGCAUUGUGUGGACCUGAAGACCUUGGACGGUGGGAUGAGUGCUUCAUUGUGAGCCCCUGAUGGACGUGCUAACAGAUAAGCUCUUGUGUCGUGUUGCUGUGGACACAACUUGCCCACUUUAGGUAUGUCUGCAAGUUGGAAAAAAAAAUGGCUUUUAUAAAGUCAAUAAUACUCAGUUUUAACAGUCGGUUCUUAUAUUUCACUCAAGUGAAGGUUAG